Molecule: messenger RNA, 1913 nt
Organism: Rhinolophus ferrumequinum (greater horseshoe bat)
Lineage: Eukaryota; Metazoa; Chordata; Mammalia; Chiroptera; Rhinolophidae
Product: pre-mRNA-splicing factor RBM22-like
Cellular component (GO): Prp19 complex; U2-type catalytic step 1 spliceosome; U2-type catalytic step 2 spliceosome
Molecular function (GO): pre-mRNA binding; U6 snRNA binding; metal ion binding
Source: RefSeq, a predicted model, not a curated record
AUGAUCAUCGCGUGGUCCCUGUCUCCCUUCAUUUUUAGAAUAGGGACGGUCAUAAGUCCCAACUUGCAGCUGAAGGUGAACAAUGCAAACCUUGGCUCUGUGCCACUCCCUCCGAAGGAGCUGGAUCCCAAGGUCCCGCUCCUGGCAGCGGAGGACCCGAGACUGACUAGGCGGAAACCCCUGCGGGUGCAACCAGAGUGUGAACUUAGCGACACAGACGGCAUCCCCGCUACCAAGUGCAGCCCUGGGGCCUUGGAUCCGGAGGGGUGGGGGAGUGGUGACGGGACUUCGCACACGCCCACCGGCUCAGCCCAGAUCCGCCAGAUCCUCCAGGGUCGGCUCAUGCCAGGACACGGAGAAGGACAUACCGACAGCGGAGUGCCCCGGAACCCGACCCCCGGACGCGGCCUCUGCGUCCCCGAGGACGCACUAUUUGGGGACCGAAGGACCGGCCUUCUCCCCGGGCUGCCAACACUCAGUCUUUUGCCCCAGCGCAUUCCCCCCGCGUGCUCUCGGUGCGAGGAGCGUCUGCGAAGUGACCAAAGGGCGGUGCAGGGACGCACGGACCGCCUGCUGGCCAGCAGGCCUUCUGAACCAAAGGCUCUUUGUUGUCCGAGCACAGUGGUGGCGCUACCUCUACCUCCAAAUGCUCUAAACGUGGCGACUUUGCUGGGUUCCAACACCUACAACAGGUAGAACUGUGAGGAUGCGGACUUCCCUGUUCUGUGCCAGGCAUGUCUUGAAGAAAACACCUAUAUCCGAAUGACCAAAGAAAAGUAUGGGAAGGAGUAUAAAAUCUGUGCCAGGCCAUUCACAGGGUUUCACUGGAACCCCAAGGUCCACAUGUGUUUCAAGAAGACUGAAGUGUGCCAAACCUGCAGUAAAUUGAAGAAUGUCUGUCAGACGUGCCUCUUGGAUCUAGAGUAUGCCCUGCCCAUCCAUGUUUGGCACGCAGGAUUGUCUUUUGAGGAUGACACGCCAAAGUCAGAUGUUAACAAAGAGUGCUACACACAGAAUAUGGAGAGGGAGAUUUCUAACUCUGAUGGAACACGACCAGUUGGCAUGCUGGGGAGCACAUCCACCAGUGACAUGCUGCUCAAACUGGGCCGGACCACACCCUACUACAAUAGGAAUCCACCUCACAUUUGCUCCUACUGGGUGAGAAAAGAAUGUAAGAGAGGAGAGAAGUGUCCAUAUAGACAUGAGAAGCCUACAGAUCCAGAUAACCCCUUUGCUGAUCAGAACAUUAAGGGCCAAUAUUAUGGAAUCAAUGAUCCUAUGGCAGAUAAGCUUCUAAAGCGGGCUUCAACAAUGCUUCAUCUGGACCCACCAGAGGACAAGACUAGCACCACACUAUAUGUUGGUGGUCAGGGUGAUACCAUUACUGAGACAGAUCUAAGAAAUCAUUUAUACAAGUUUGGAGAAAUCCAGAUUAUCUGAUCACCACUGUGCAGACAGCAGAGUGCUUUCAUCCAGUUUGCCACAAGGCAGGCUGCAGAAAUGGCUACGGAGAAAUGUUUAAAUAAGUUGAUUGUCAAUGGCUGCAGACUCAAUGAGAAAUGGGGAAGGUCUCAAGCAGCCAGAGGAAAAGAGAAAGAGAAGGAUGGAACCACAGACUCUGGGAUCAAGCUCGAGCCUGUUCCAGGACUGCCAGGAGCUCUUUGGGCUCCUCCUAUAGCAGCAGAAGCUUUUGCCAGCGACUUCAAUCUACCCCCCAGUGGUCCUCCAGCUGUGGUGACCAUUGCCCGACUGCUAUCUCCUGCUAUUGCCCCCUCCCCAGGUUUUGGGCCACACAUGUUCCACCCAAUGGUACUACCUCCUCCUUUCAUGAGGGCUCCAAGACCAAUUCAUGAUCCUUCUCAGGACCCUCAGAGGAUGGGAGCUCAUGCCAGAAAACACAGCAGCUCCUAGCA